GCGCAUGCGCUGAGCCGGCGGGCCGGAGAGUUGUCGGCUGGGAAAUGGCGGCCGCGGGUUUGGUCGCUGUGGCCACGGCUGCAGAGUACUCUGGCCCAGUAGCGUCGGGAGGUAACCUCUCCGUUGUUAACUGCGGCCCGAACUCCGGGGCAGGCCCUGGUCCUGGCCCGGGCUCAUGGAGCCGCUCCCUCGACCGAGCGCUGGAGGAGGCGGCGGUAACCGGGGUGCUGAGCCUGAGCGGCCGGAAACUGAGGGAGUUUCCCCGGGGAGCGGCCAACCACGACCUGACGGACACCACCCGGGCGGAUCUGUCACGAAAUCGCCUCUCAGAAAUUCCCAUAGAAGCAUGUCACUUCGUUUCUCUUGAGAAUCUCAAUUUAUACCAAAAUUGUAUUCGGUAUAUACCAGAGGCAAUUCUAAACUUGCAAGCUCUAACGUUCUUAAAUAUUAGUCGAAACCAGCUGUCAACACUGCCAGUACACUUGUGUGAUUUACCAUUGAAAGUCUUAAUUGCUAGUAAUAACAAAUUGGUCUCACUUCCAGAAGAAAUUGGACAUCUCAGACAUUUAACAGAACUUGAUGUGAGCUGCAAUGAAAUUCAAACAAUCCCUUCCCAAAUUGGUAAUUUGGAGGCCUUGCGAGACCUUAAUGUAAGAAGAAAUCACUUAGUACGUUUGCCUGAAGAGCUAGCAGAGUUGCCUUUGAUACGGUUAGACUUUUCCUGCAAUAAAAUUACAACAAUCCCUGUUUGUUAUCGGAAUCUCAGGCACCUACAGAUGAUCACCCUAGAUAAUAAUCCACUACAAUCUCCUCCUGCACAGAUAUGUAUAAAAGGCAAAAUCCACAUAUUUAAAUACCUGAACAUACAGGCUUGCAAGAUUGCUCCAGAUCUGCCAGAUUAUGAUAGGAGACCCAUGGGUUUUGGCUCCUGCCACGAAGAACUGUACUCAGGUCGCCCCUAUGGAGCCCUUGAUUCAGGUUUCAAUAGUGUGGACAGUGGUGAUAAGAGAUGGUCAGGGAAUGAACCUACAGAUGAAUUUUCAGAUCUGCCUCUUCGAGUAGCAGAAAUUACUAAAGAACAAAGACUACGAAGAGAAAGCCAGUACCAGGAGAAUCGCAGCAGUAUAGUAGUAACAAAUGGUGGAGUGGAACAUGAUCUGGAUCAGAUUGACUAUAUUGACAGCUGUACUGCGGAGGAAGAAGAGGAAGAAGUGAGACCACCCAAGGGCCUGGACUCAGACAGCCUCAGUUCACAGUUUAUGGCAUAUAUUGAACAACGGCGAAUCUCUCAUGAGGGUUUACCAGUAAAGCCAGUACCCAUGAGGGAAUUUCAAAAAACAGAAGACAUGAGAAGAUAUUCACAUCAAAACAGGGUUCCAGCUGAGCCAUCUUCUCUCUUAUCACUAUCACCGAGUCAUACUCAGUUUUCACAUGCAGACUUGGAACUUCAUCGGAGAAGAGAACAAUUAAUAGAACGUACUCGGAGAGAGGCACAACUUGCUGCCCUACAGUAUGAGGAGGAGAAAAUAAGGACCAAGCAGAUUCAAAGAGAUGCUGUCCUGGACUUUGUCAAGCAAAAAGCGUCACAAAGUCCACAAAAACAACAGCCCCCCUUAGACGGUGAGUGUCCCUUCCCAUCCAGAAGGUCUCAGCACACUGAUGAUAGUGCCUUGUUAGUGUCACUGUCAGGUGUGAAUCAAGUGGGCUGUGCUGCUACCCUGCCUCAUUCUUCUGCCUUCAGGCCUCUUAAGAAUGAUCACAGAUCUAAUGCUAUAUCAAGUUCACCUACAACAGAAACAGUUCAUCAUUCCCCUGCAUAUUCUUUUCCUGCUGCUAUUCAGAGAAACCAGGCCCAGCGCCCUGAAAGCUUCCUUUUCAGAGGAGCUGUCAGGGCAGAAACAAAUAAAGGUCAUGCGUCACCCUUCCUUUCAUCUUCUGCACCUACCACUGAUUUUAAAGAUCCGGUAACAAGACAGAAUUCAAGACAGAGAGAAGAAGAGCUGGAAUUAAUAGACCAACUACGGAAACAUAUUGAGUACCGGUUAAAAGUAUCUCUGCCUUGUGAUCUUGGAGCAGCUCUAACCGAUGGUGUUGUUCUUUGCCAUUUGGCCAAUCAUGUGCGGCCUCGAUCUGUCCCAAGCAUUCACGUUCCCUCACCAGCUGUACCUAAAUUAACAAUGGCAAAAUGCAGACGAAAUGUGGAGAAUUUCCUAGAAGCUUGCAGAAAAAUUGGUGUACCUCAGGAGCAAUUAUGUUUGCCUCUCCACAUUUUAGAAGAGAAAGGUUUGAGCCAGGUUGCGCUGACGGUCCAGGCCCUCCUGGAACUUGCCCCGCCCAAGCAGCAGCAGCACCAGCCAUCUGCUGUGUAAGGACUCCCAGCACCGUGGGCGUUGGCCUGGCCAAAACGAAACAGGACAGCGUGACUGCUGCUGUGAGCCGUCUGCUUAACAAAGCGCUUACGUGUUCUUAAAAGGGACUGUUUCCAUGAUUCCUAACAGGAAUAUUUUGCUUCAUUUCUCCAUUUUAGGGGAGGUUAUAUCCAUUUGCAUUGAAUUGUUUAUGAAGACACGGUUGGUUUUCACAAAUGAAACUUAAUUCUGUCAUUAUUGAGAACCCAACGCUGAAGCCUAACCUGGCUGUGCUUUUCUAGAGAGUAGGCUCUUUCACAUACUGAAGACUAUCUUCUCAGAAGGAUAUUUGUCUCUCUUGAAGGCACAGCCAUGCUGUUAUCUUUCCCUGUUUGCAAGCCCUCUGGAAUCCACUAGUUUCUAAACGUGGUUGUUCAUUAGAAUCUCCUGGAGAAUUUGUUAAAGUACAGAUUCUCACUCGGUUGGUCUAGAGUGAGGCCUGGGUAUCUGCAUUUCAACAAACAUUCCAGGUGUUUCAUGUAGUGGAAACCAUUGUUCCAAGCUAGAUAUCUGUAUAAUUUGGGGGGAGUAAUGACUUCAUCGUGUUUUUCAGCUCUGUUAUGACUACUUGGACUGUUCUGUCCAAGGUAAAAUAAAAAUAAUGUAGAAGGUCUAGAUUUUGCUUAGUAAAACAAUGAAACAGAUACCGUUGCAUUUAAGGCCAGUGUCCUAGGCGUCCCCCCAGCUCCAGUCCACCACCACUUAGAGGAUGGUUCCAUGUGUCAUCCCACUAGUAUCUAAACAUUAUAAUCAAGCACUCUACACACAGGGUCCAGAUCUUUAGGCUGGUAGCUUGUGGCACUCUGCAUCCUGUGUGUUGACUUCACUGAGCUCACCCCUUCUCCCCUGCAAGCUGCUCCCAGGAUACCUGGACCUGCGAACACCUUCCAGUCACAGCAGAUGCACUUCCAGCUCCCCAAAUAACAGAAGAUUAUGAAAAUACAGGAAAAGCCAAGCUUCUUACAUUUCUUUCAGCUAACUGCCAAUUUCCGUAGCUGAGUUAAAGCACUUGUGGCGUUUUAAAAACAGCUUGCUGUCUUUUCAUCUAGCCAUCUAGCUCCCCAACCAGUGCCUUAUUUACUCAAUUAUGGGUGCAGUAAAAGGGCCCAAGGGCUCAGACAGCACAAAACCAGGAGCCCUAAUUCAAGUCUAAGCCACUUGGGUCUUUCUUCCCCUAUAUUUUGAGACCCUUUUAGUUGUCAGUGAUAUCUUCUUGUAUUCACUGCCUUUGUAAACCAAGUAAAUAGAGUAAGUGAAGAUACUAGUUAUCUAGGUUUUUUCCUGUUGUUAACUGUUCUGGGGUUUCUUUACCAGUACAUGCAUUUAAGAAUAAUGUUCUCUCGUUUUAUCAUGUAGCAGCAUCUAAAAGUAAAUCUGGAUAAAAUCAUGUUGAGUAUCUGGCCAAAGUAAUGUUUUCUCCUUGUUGUCACAGGUUUAAACUUAUAUAACACAAAACAUCUGAGCUCAAAGCCCAAUCCUUCAGGGUCCUUACAAAACAAAAGUAAAAUAUGUUUUAAGUGCUUAGAGCCAGACCCCAUUAUAUUUACAGUUCCAAACAGACCCACCAAUCAUAGGACUUGUUUAGAAUUUAGCUGUGUAUAUUUUUAAACUCUAGGUAUUUUUACUUCUAGUCAACAUUAAACCUCAGUACAAUCUCCAAAUUAUAGACAGCCAUUUGAAAUGAAACUCAGCAAAGGACAGGACUAUUUGUCACAUAGUUGCAAGGAAUAAUCCCAGUCAGCAUACAUAAUGCAACAUUUGGAACAUUUGUGACUAAUUUCCCCAUAGGAAUAAUUGGAAUUUUCAACUUAUUUCAGAUUUUAUACAUAGCAUGAAACCUUAUUCAUAUAUUUUUAUCAGACUAAUUCAAAUUUAUAUUUGAAUAGUUAGAAAAUAUUUGUUUACAGUUUUGGUUGAUAAUGAAAGAAAAAUAUAAGAUAUAUUGAAUGUCUUUUCUGUGUCAAGAUGCAAAACAAGUCAUUAUGUUUUUGUUGGAAAAUUUUUGUACUCAGUGUUUUGUAUAUACCUUUUUUUUUUAAACUGGAAAGAAAAUUUAAUAUUUAGCCUUGCUAGACUCUAACAUAAGAUGAAGAUGACUUUGUUACAGUUCCACCUGACCAUUUAUGAACUUCCUACUGAAGCAGUGACCUUCCCAGCGCUGAAGAGUGAAUGAAGAUAAGGCUAAGUGCCCGCCCACUAGGGCUUCUGCUAACAGUGGAGAUUUUAAGUCAGCAGGUUUCUGGGCUUUCAAUCUCAUACUUGCUUAGCACUCCAAACCAAUUUUCUCUGGAAACAACUCAUGGGAGGAAGGGCUUUGUAUUUGACUAGAAUAGAGUAGGACACUUAGUAGUAGUAGGUCACUUUCCUUAAUAGCUUUUGAAAAUACAGCCUCACAGCUAAUCAAGGAGUCUGAUUUCUCUACUUGAUAAAAGCCCAGCAGUGACUAAUGAUGUAUGACUACGCUGACGAGUAUGAUGAAUUUUUUAAAACUAAGCGCUUAAAUGGUUAUAGAAAUGAAGGAGAACAUGGAUAUUCAGAAACGUUUUUAUAUACAUAUUGCAGUAAGGUGGUUUACAGCAUAUUUCAUUUUAUUUCUGAAAAUGUUGUAAACAUGUAAUUAGUAAAAGAUUUUGUAAAACAUUGUCCUAUAUUUGUAUGUCUGUAAAUAUAAUGCAUAAGUUCUAAGAAUAAAUAUGUCAGUAUCAUGUAUGUUAUUUUAAAUUGCCUGUAUGCCACUUU
Molecule: messenger RNA, 5147 nt
Organism: Balaenoptera ricei (Rice's whale)
Lineage: Eukaryota; Metazoa; Chordata; Mammalia; Artiodactyla; Balaenopteridae
Gene: LRCH3
Product: leucine rich repeats and calponin homology domain containing 3
Exons: 21
Coding region: 45-2369 (774 amino acids)
Molecular function (GO): protein binding
Source: RefSeq, a predicted model, not a curated record